GCACAGGUUUUGUUGGUGGGCCAUAGGGGGUGGUAGAGUAGAGUGAGGACAACGCGGGUCCUUUUUGUUUGGUCACAACUUUGUCUCCAAUUGGAUAGGUAGCCCUAACAUCAGCAUCAACGAAGAGCCUCACAAAGCUUCUUCGUUGUGCCGUAGGUUCCCAUGAGAAAGGGUUUUCAAGGCGCUCAUGGGGACCUACGGCUGCGCAGUUCUGUGAAGAAAAAGAAGAAGAAAUGGGAUGAUAAAGUUAAAGUUAAAGUUAUAACCCACCAAGUCGAAUAUUCAUCCAGGGGACGAUAAUGCCGAUGGGAGCUACUUGAGGCCGAGCAUUGAGGAUAUGACACGUGGAAAUCUGAGUAGACCUUGGAACCCUACCCCACCUGGGGUCGGUAUUGGCUGCAGACUGCCGAGCUGGACAUAUAAACCGCCAGCUGAGUUGAGAGCAACUGUGCCACUCUCUCGCCUCCGUUUCAAAGCAUGACGCGCGAGGGAGCUUCCGAGCGCGGGAUUGAUGUGGACUGAUUGAUUGAUUGUUUGUGGAUGCGCGGUUGUACUGAAGUUCUAAAUUCGAAUGGUUUUGCAUUCUACCGCCAGAAUUUCAAUUUUGAGUUUCGUGGUGCUGUAUUUUGGUUAUUCUUAUGUGCCUUUAUUGGUUGGAUUCGUUGAGGUUCAGUGUUGCGAAUUUCCAGAGUGCACUAGUAAUAGAUGAUUGAGUUUCAUGAAAUGUUUACGGUGAGACAGUUGAGUGUUUGAGGCUGUUGUUCUCUCUAGUAAUGGAUCCUUUGGUAGAGGAUUAUGGUGUAAAUGGAGAAUUUGUUUCGUUUCUUAGCAUGUUUUGUACAUGGGGUGGGUGUGGGAGUGCACAUGGGAAUGUCUGUGCUUAAAUUGGAAGAAUUGGUUGAAUGUUGUGCAGUAAAUUGGCGGAAUGUAGGUGAAGAGCAAGCUUCAUGAUUGUGGUUCAUGCUGAGAUAAUUAGAAUGGUUCUGCGUGCCAAGUUACGGUCGCCUCGUCCUCUCACAACACCGCUAGGUUGAACACCUCUGUUCCGUGUCAAUUCCCCUGCAUCGACAACGUCACCUAGGCAGUUUCGCAAUAACUCUCCGUUGUGGAAAUGCGAUCAAAUUCUGGGUUCCUUGCCGAGGGACUCGUUGGGUAGCAGUGAUGGCGGUGAUGCUUCUUCAAGGAAAGUGAACAGAAACGUUAGUGGAAGAUGGGGCCCUUGUGUCAUCUCUCAAAUCGACUGCCAGACGUGGCCAGCUUGUAACGGCAGAAUUCAAUGUCACUACUCUAGUUCACGGUUUCCAUGGUUUGGAUGGAGCCCAAGCAAGCGCCGGGGUUUCGCUUCCAGUAGCAGGAAUGGUUCUGCGUCUGCUUCUUCAGGAAUAGGCCCACCGGCUGCUACUGCGAGUGGCGCGGAAGGCUCUGCAUGUGGAGAGCCUUCGGGUGCCAUUGUGAAAAUUUCUGAGUAUGCACGGAAAGCUGUGGACUCAUGUGAUGAGAUGUACACAGGAGCAUGGGAGGCGUCCAGACAAGCUGCAACCUAGAUGUUUUCUUCUGUGACCAACUAGAUGGAUCCAUGAGGUGGUGGUGUUGCCGAAUUGGUGUUACCUGCCAGCACUGCCGUCGGCGUGUCCUUAGUUGCAUGGCUAUUACUUCCGGCUGUCCUUCGGAAAUUACAUUCCACUGUCAAGGCAAGUCCUGCUGCGCGUCUACUUGGGCGGCUGCCUCAGGAGAAACAUCCAUAUGAGCUUAGUGCGUUCAGCGCUUUGGAGGGACCUGCGCGCUUGCUUGCCUCCGCAGUCACAUUUAGUUACCUGACAAUCACAGGCCAAGAGAAGGACAGCUAUCUGGCCAUGGAUAGGUUAUCAACUAUAGCUUGGUUCCUUUUGGGAGGCAUGGCGUUUUCUGAAGCCUGCGGAGUAGCUGUGCAAUCUAUCCUAACAGUUGGAGGAAUUGAAGAUACUUGACUGGUUCGUAAACCUUUUGGUGUUUAAUACAAUUGCAAAUGAUCCAAGUCACCAGGAUUCACUUCUUUAAGAAGUGUUCGGUCAUCCCCGAGCAUGGAGUUGCUACUGCUUUCGCAGCUAGAGAUAUACUGGGAACCAUUCUCAGUGGCGAGGCAUUACAGUUCUCUAGACCCUUCAUAGUUGGUGACAUCAUAUCUGCCGGAUCCGUGACAGGACAAGUGGUUGAUAUGGAUCUGCACACGGCGCAGUUACUCAUCUCUGACAAGCUUCCGAUUGUAGUGCCAAAUUCAUUUUUUUCCAAUCAGAUGGUUGUUUCCCCAGCGGUCAUAAUAAAUAAAUCUCGUGCACGUUAUCGAGGUUUAUCAUUCAACUUACAAGUGAACAUCCAAGACCAUGAGAUGAUACCCAUCAUCACAAGCGAGAUUAGCAAGUUGAUAAUGUCCCAUCCGAAAGUGUACUUGGAGAAUGAAAAACUGCAAUGCCAUGUAUCUCAAGUGGGACCUACAUCUUUGAAUAUUGUUGUUACGUGUAAUCUCAACCCAAUGGCAACGGACGAUUAUCUGGCUGCUCAGGAAGAUCUGUUGAUUGAGGCAGCUCGAAUUUUCGCCAAGACAGGUGUGAAGUUUGGCAAUCUUGUCUGAACUUUGUAAGCUUGAAAACUACCUGGCACAUUCAGUGGGAUUGUUCCACCCAAGCGAAAACUUACAGAUUUGCGUUAUUCAGCACAACCAGUCUGCUUUUUAAUUGACUAGUAUUUAAUUGCGAUCGGACGAAAAUUAAAAUUAGUGCAUAAACUCCUAUACAAUGCUAAUGCAGUAUGGAAGAAGGGAUUCCAUAUUUGCUAUGGUUUCUUUUAAUAGAUGUGAUAUCAGAAAUUUGUACUAA
Messenger RNA from Physcomitrium patens, 2852 nucleotides. The record is from RefSeq and is a predicted model, not a curated record. NCBI's taxonomy places the organism in Eukaryota, Viridiplantae, Streptophyta, Bryopsida, Funariales, Funariaceae.